Messenger RNA from Callorhinchus milii (elephant shark), 3815 nucleotides. Its product is annotated as limbin. Gene Ontology annotation, cellular component: ciliary membrane; plasma membrane protein complex. The transcript is spliced from 21 exons. Bases 93 to 3695 code for a protein of 1200 amino acids. NCBI's taxonomy places the organism in Eukaryota, Metazoa, Chordata, Chondrichthyes, Chimaeriformes, Callorhinchidae. Gene Ontology annotation, biological process: smoothened signaling pathway. The record is from RefSeq and is a predicted model, not a curated record.
CCCGGGCUGAGGAGAGUCAGUGCCACCCCGACAGGCUCCUGGAGCUAAAGGCCGAGCUCAAGGAGAACCGAUGGGAAGCAGCCUCAGUGGGCAUGUGGAGCCAAUCAUUGUUCCUCCUGUUUCUGUCAUGGACCAAACCCAUUCAGUCUUUAAUAGACCAUGGAUUUUUACAAUAUCAAUCGCAGGAUGGAAAUAGGAAAGCAUCCCAAGCUUCUUCAGCCUUUAUUUUGACUUUUCAGAAAUGUGCAGAAGUGAGUGGCCAAACUGAAUCUCAGAUAAUGACAGUGAAGCUGAUGAUAAACAGUUCAAACAUGCAAUCCCCGUUUAACAUCUCAAAGCUUACUAUCCGAGAUGCUGUUACUGGUUUGAGCAUUCUGAGCAACAUGGGGAAUGAAACUGAAUCAGGGUUCCAGACCUACACCAAAGAAUUUCUUCAAAGUGGUGAGUACUACACAAUAAGUUACACUGCAGUACUAAAUGACCAGGAAACCCAGGAUGCAAGGAACAUUUCAUUACCGGCCUACCUCAUCUUUGAUGAUCAAUCACAGAAUAGCCUUGUGAGCCUUGAACAAGCUCUGGUGGCGAAUUUCACAUUGACUAAGAAAACAGCUGCACAGGUUUUACCCAAUCAUACGAUCCAUUUUGUGGGGUUUCUGGUUGCUUUUGUUACUUCUUUCAUCUUGGUGUUCUUGGUCCUCUUAAUUGCCUUCAGGAUCAGAAGAGCAGCCAUCAGGAACUCUCCUUUUCAGAAGGCAAGAACAAGCCAGUCGUUUUCUAGUUCUGCGCUAAUUGGUGAAUCAGCGGACCUGUUAGAGGAAAAGAUUCGACUUCAGGAAAAAGUGAUUGAUAUUUUGGUGUUUGAAGACCCAAAAAACAUGAUGGAAGCCUUUGAUGAUUUACAGGUGUUGAAUAUGGUGCAGGUGGAUGUGGAUCUGGAACAGCAUCGAAAACAAAUGAGCAUGGAUGCCACUGCGCUUCUGCUCAGGAACUUUAAGCUUGAUGGUGCCCUCUCGCUCCUCUCGGAGGAACAGAUAAGCACGGCCUUCAAAGAGCAGUUUCAGGAGUUGGACAGCAGACUACAGGUCGAGCAUGAUACAAAGAUGGCCAUGUUAGCAGCUCAGUGCAACCAGGAGACCAGACUGAAAAUGGAAGCUCUUUACAGCUGUGAAAUGCAACAGAAAGAAGAAGCCGAGCUGAUCACACAGAACUUGGAUGAUGAGGUUGCCUUACAGUGCAGGAAGGAUCUAGACAAACUGCACAAAUUUGAGCAGAAACAACUACAUCGUUUGCUGUUGGUGAAUCAUGAGGAAGCCUCUGCAAGGGUCCAGAGGGAACUAGUUGUGCGCCUGAGGCACGAACUUCAAAACGUAGUCUUUGACCAGCUGAAGGAAGUCACCAGGAAGGAAGAAUUGGAUAAGGCUGCAGUCAGUCGACAUUUGUACCAGAACUGGUGCAUUCAGUUUCAGUUGGAGGAGUUGAUGGAUCGGCAAUUGUCUUUCCAGAGACAGAUACUUGCAGAGGAUCUCGCUCAUAAGAAAUACCUAGCAAACAGGAUACAGAGGUGUGUGAACCAGAGAAGUAACCUUGUGAACACAACAGCCUGUCAGAUAUCGGUCCUCAUCAAUCGAAUGAAAAACAUUGAUUGUGUGUCAGAAGCUCAAGUGGCGUCUCUGCUGGAGAUGAUGCAGCAGGAGAUGCUUGUUGUGAAGCGGAGGUUAGACGAGGUUGAGAAUAAAGAGAAGAAACUACUGCAUCGCAAUCUCAUUAGUGAGAGAAGAAAACUGAUUUCAGAAAAAAUUUGUGAACAAGAACGUCAACAGAAGGAGAUGACAUCUCUUCUUAAUACUUUUGAAGAGAGACUAUUGGAUCCCCAGAAAUACUUGGUGGACUGGCACAACUUGUCAUCUAAUCAAAGUGCAGAAUUCCAGGAACUGGUGGAGAAGUUGGAUGCAGAAGCCGCCAAGCAAUUGAAAGCCUUUACCUUGCACCUCAGUCAUAGUGCCGUCACCAAACAUCGGCAGAUCAAAGCCUUACUUGUUCAGGAGCUGACUAAUCUUGGGGUGGUCAAGAGUUGUUUCCAACAAAUAGGGGAGGAGCAGGAGCGGGAGAUCAAUAUUCUACGUGAGAAGGAAGGAAAACAAGAGGAGGAAGAAGAACGAAAUAGUCGGGAAUCCCUGGAGAAACUUAGGAAGGAGCUACUGCAGCAGCUGGCUUCAGAAGCUGAGCAACAGAAAUCCAUGAAGCACCAGGGGCGGUUGCUUUUUGAAACCAUAUUGAUGAGUCCACUCACACUCUCUGAAGACGAUACACAGAAGCUGAUGCUGGAGCAUUUUGCUGGUUGCUCUCAAAUGGACAAUGGCUUAGCUCUACCUCGGCUGCAAGAAAGAGCCAAACUCCAAGCUCGUCUGAUCGAAUGUCGGAAAGCGAAGCUGGAACAACUAGAGCAGAAUUGCAAGAAAUGGCACAAGAGAAAGGCUAAGAGACUGAGGUCUGGUGAGACUGCAAAGCUACGGGCUCUGAUGGAACAUAUUAAGGAUAGAGUUGAACUGUACAAGGAAGAAAGUGAACAUGUUACAGAAGAGGUGAGCAUGAUUUGCACUGAGCUGGUUUCUCAGAAAGCGAAUCAGAUGAAGGCUCUGGAAGAAAACCUAGGAAUCUGCAUGUCCUCAAUUCAGCUACAGAAAGCCUCGAGGCAUGCGAGACUCCUGGGGAGUCACACUGCUAUUCUCAACCUACAAGCUCUACUGUUAGAAGAACUAAGCACAGCAGGGACACUGUCUGGGUCAGAAUGUACCCAAAUUAUUCAGGCACACCAUCACGAACUGGAGCAGCUGUUCAGCUUACAUUCAGAAGUACUACAACACAAGCUUGCUGUCCAGAGUCAACAGGCAGGAAAGUUCAGCUGGGCAGUGACACAGAGCAGGUCUCUCUGUGGCGGAGCGGCAGCUCAAAGUAGUGGUCAAAUAUCACUUUGUCUGCACCAGGCCAUGCUUAAGUGUCAAGAAGUGAUGGAAGAAGAGAGCCAAAGACUAAGAGAGGAAGAAAGAAACAGCCAAUUACUUGAAGAUCUAAAGGAACAGCUGGCAGUGGAGAGACUUCUAGCUCUUCAGGAGCAGGAGAUCAAGUUGGUGGCUUACCUUGUGCAGCAGCUGAAAGUACCAGUAAAUGUGAUGCAAUCAUUGUUUAACCUGCUUCUUCCCAAUGCCACUGAGAACGAGAUAGCUCCACUAAUCAGUCAAAUCUACUCAAGAGAUAGUAGCAGAAUGGUUGAUAGUGGGCUGAGUGAAAACAUUGCAGAUGAUUCGAGAAAGAGGAGGCUUCAGGCUUUCAAACAGUCACUCAAUCUAAAGCUUAGGGAGCAACUUAUUGCUAAGCAGCUGGAGAAGACACGCACUCUUUGCAGAAAGAAAGGAAGCAGGGUAUUGAAGCUAAAGCGAUUGCAGCUCCUGAAAGGUAUGUCCUUUUCUCAUGUGGACACUUCCUCUGAAUUUCUUCCUCAAGAAGCUCAGUGCCAUCCUGAACCAGCUGGUGAAACCAUAGGUCAAAUGCUAAACUUGCCAGACACAGAUGAAAAAGUAUUUGUGUUUCGUAUUAAAGCAGAGGAACCCUGUCGUACAAACCUUCGCCCAAAGAAGAAAAAGCGGAAUUUCCUGAACUUUAAAAGAUCAACUGUGGCUAAUUUAGAAAGACCUUAAAUGCAGAAUUAUUUCAAGGUGUUGUAUUGGCCUCUGUAACUCAUGUUACUGCACUCUUCACCUUUUUAUCAAUAUGCUAUUUGAUAAUAAUAAUGCUUGCAUUGAUAUAGCUCUUUUCAC